Dothidotthia symphoricarpi CBS 119687 is the source of this 2383-nucleotide messenger RNA. RefSeq names its product ARM repeat-containing protein. The transcript is spliced from 3 exons. Gene Ontology annotation, biological process: regulation of translation. Lineage: Eukaryota; Fungi; Ascomycota; Dothideomycetes; Pleosporales; Dothidotthiaceae. The record is from RefSeq and is a predicted model, not a curated record. The coding region runs from base 42 to 2228 and encodes 728 amino acids. Gene Ontology annotation, molecular function: mRNA binding. Gene Ontology annotation, cellular component: nucleolus.
CGCGAGUUCAGCAACGGCAAAGACAUCCCAACACACGCAAAAUGGCCGGUAUCAAGCGCAAAUCAGUGGCGCCAAGCGCGCCCGAGAUCAAAUCCAAGAGCAAAAAGGUCAAGGUCGAGAAAUCAUCGUCGAAACGCGACUCGAAGCACGCGGUCAAGCCUGUGAAGAAGUCGAAGAAGGUGGCGAAGGAGGAUUCGGAUGAUUUCGACGAGUCGGAUACUAGCGAAAAAGAGAAUGGGUUCACUGGGUUCUCUGCCAACGAGGACAUCGAGAUGGACAGCCCUGAGGACGAUGCGAUGGAUGUGGACAGCAGCGAGGAUGCUACGCCUGAGAAGAGCAAGCAAAACGGGAAGGAGGAUGCUACAGACAAGAAGAAGUUCAAGGGCGAUUCGUCCGAUUCGAAGUUGGCUGGCUUGAAUGCAAACAACUCACGAGAAGCGCACGCCAAACAGAAGGCCCUGGCCAAAGAACGAAAGGCUGCGAAGCCCAACGCCGACAUCAUCGAGCGCUCGAAGAAGUUGUGGGAGAAGCUCAGGCUGAAGUCGCACAUCGAGAAGGAGGAGAGGAAGAAGCUUGUCACAGAGCUGUUCGAGAUUAUCACAGGCAGAGUCAAGGACUUUGUUUUCAAGCACGACUCUGUGCGCGUCAUUCAGACCGCCAUAAAAUACUCGACAAUGGAGCAGAGGAGGAUGAUUGCGCGCGAGCUCAAGGGCGAAUUCAAGACUCUGGCUGAGGGCAAAUACUCCAAGUUCUUGAUCGCCAAGCUGAUAGAGAAGGGUGACCCUGAGAUCCGCGAUUUGGUCAUCACCGAGUUCUACAGCCAUGUCAAGCGCAUGAUCAAUCACCCAGAAGCGGCGUGGAUCCUCGACGACAUCUACAGGCAGAUUGGAACUCCCGAGCAGAAGAACCGUCUCCUUCGCGAAUGGUACGGACCCGAGUUCUCCAUCAAGGGCCUGGAGGUGCAGGGAACAGACAGUGCAGAGCUCUCUGCUAUUCUAAAGGAGUCGCCAGAGAAGAGGAAGCCUAUUAUGGGCUACCUUGAGAACCAGAUCAACUCGCUCAUCCAGAAGAAGCUCACAGGCUUCACCAUGCUGCAUGACGCUAUGCUACAGUACUUCCUGGUUUGCGAGCCGGGCACUGAACAGGCGAACGACUUUUUGGAGCACCUGAAGCCUGACCCAACGAUCAAGGAGGGCGAAGAGGCCGAUAAUGUGGAUCUGCUGAAGAACCUCGCAUUCACCAAAUCAGGCUCGCGACUGCUAUCUCUGUGCUUUGCGUACGGCACAGCCAAAGACCGCAAACUCUUCCUGCGACCAUUCAAAGACACAAUCGAGACAAUGGCCUUUGAUGUCAACGCCCACCACGUCCUCCUCGCCGCACUAGCCGUCACCGAUGACACCAAGCUCUCCUCAAAAUCCAUAUUCAGCGAACUCCUACCCACCAACGACACGCUUCCCGAGAAGGUCCUGACCCUCGUCAACGACGCCCGUGCCCGCACAGUCCUCCUCUACCCCUUCGCCGCAGACGCAAAAUGGUUCCUCGACGACAACACGCGUGAGCGCCUCACCGAGCUGUACGCCAUCCGCGAGACAACCUCAAAGAAGGAGCCCGCCACGCGUCUCCACGAGAUCGCAAAGAACAUCGAGCCCCAGCUGUUAAGCGCCAUCGCCGCGCGCGCCGCCGACUUUGCCUCCUUCAGCUUCGGCCUGCAGUUUAUGGGCGAAGUCCUCGUUGGCGCGCCCGACGUCGAGCCCGCGAAGAGAAAGGAAGCCCUCGCUGAAGUCGCGCGCCUUUCGCAGUCCAUCCUCGACUCGGCACUCCCUGCUUCGGCCAACGACAACAAGGCAAGCAGCCACGGCAAAAACAUGCUCAAGACGCUCGUGCAGGGCGGCAAAUUCGACCCCGCAACCAAGAAGGUCGUCCCCGUCGAGCCAUCUCUCGGCUUCGCGGACAUCUUCUGGGACGAAAUCAAGGCCAGUGCUGUGGACUGGGCGACGGGCCAGGGCUCGUUCGUCAUCGUGGCGCUUACUGAGGCGGAGGACUUCUCGCGCAAGGCUGACGUGCUCAAGGCGCUCAAGAAGGAGAAGAAGAAGCUGGAUGCGGCGGCGCAUCCGGAGGGGUCUGCUGUUGUUGAGGCGGAUAAGAGUAAGAAGGGGAAGAAGGGCGAGAAGGCACAGGCUGGCCCGAGAGGGAAUGCGGGGGCGAGGAUAUUGCUGGAGAAGUUGUAGAUGUGUAUCUUUUUGUUGAUGGGCUUCUUGCAUUGGGCUAUGAAUUUAACGUUUAUGGCGCAAGUUUUUCGUCUUGCUGCUUUUGUGGACUUGAUAUCAUCUCGGGAUAGGUAUUCGUUCAGAAUAUGUAUUCACCUCCAGCAUUCCAUCCCAUC